AUGCUGAACAGCAUCACGGACGGGCUCCUGUGCUGCCUGAUGGGCAAGACGACGAACGCCGUGGGGCCGCUGGACAGCGUUGAGUCCAGCAACGGCUACAGCUUCGUGGAGGUGAAGCCGGGGAGGAUCCUGCGGGUCAGGCACAGCACCCCCAACCGCCCGGCCUCGGAGGGGCCCGAGGAGACCCAGCCCGGGGGGCCGGAGCGGGGCACGGUGCACUGCAAGCGCAAGAUCACCGUUUACCGCAACGGGCAGCUGGUGAUCGAGAACCUGGGAGACGCCGUCCGCUCCGAGAUCCUGCACUGCCAGAACAGCUCGGGAGAACCCAACAGCACCGUGGAGCUGGAGCUCUCCGACCUGGCUGGCCAAGCUCCCGCCGGCACGCCAGGAUGCGGCACGCCGGGAUGCGGCACGCGGGAAGCAACCGCUGCCCCCGGCAAACGUCGGAAGCGUAAACCCAAGAAAGUCAUCAACAUCGACUGCAAGAAGCAGAUCACGAGCUGCAAAGGGACGCACAGCGACGUGGUCCUCUUCUUCAUCCACGGCGUGGGCGGCUCGCUGGAUAUCUGGAAGGAGCACUGCAGCUCGGCCCCCCAGAUUGCCGCCGCGUACACCUUCUACGCGCUGGCGGAGGACAUGAGGGCCGUCUUCAAGCGCUACGCGAAGAAGAGGAAUAUCCUGAUAGGACACUCGUAUGGGGUGUCCUUCUGCACCUUCCUUGCCCACGAGUACCCAGACCUGGUCCAUAAGGUGAUCAUGAUCAACGGAGGAGGCCCGACAGCGCUGGAGCCCAGCCUCUGCUCCAUUUUCAACAUGCCCACCUGCGUGCUGCACUGCCUGUCCCCGUGCCUGGCAUGGAGCUUCCUCAAGGCUGGCUUCGCUCGCCAGGGUGCCAAAGAGAAGCAGCUGCUGAAGGAAGGCAACGCCUUCAACGUGUCCUCCUUCGUGCUGCGCGCCAUGAUGAGCGGGCAGUACUGGCCGGAGGGCGACGAGGUUUACCACGCGGAGCUGGCCGUGCCGGUGCUCCUGGUCCACGGCAUGCACGACAAGUUCGUCCCAGUGGAGGAGGACCAGCGAAUGGCCGAGGUAGCGCGGAUCGCCUCCCUGAAGGUAAUCGACGAGGGCAGCCACAUGGUGAUGAUGGAGUGUCCCGAGACGGUGAACACGCUGCUCCACGAGUUCGUCCUGUGGGAGCCCGAGACGCCAGCUGGGGACGGGCACGGGGAGAAGAAAUAA
This is a messenger RNA of Tauraco erythrolophus (red-crested turaco), 1236 nucleotides long. Lineage: Eukaryota; Metazoa; Chordata; Aves; Musophagiformes; Musophagidae. The record is from RefSeq and is a predicted model, not a curated record.